UGCUCAGUGGAACGGGUGCUGCGUGGGCUGGGGGUCGACCAGUGCUUGCGUCUGCAGGUCCCCGAGCCUCCGAGGGAGGAGGUUAUUGAGAAGAGUCCCUGCCUCCGUCUACUCCGUCUCUUUGCCCUCGAGCGCCCGGGUCCCGCGAAUUCAAGGCAGCGCCCCGGAAAGGCCGUUCCGCCCCGCGAGGGAAACAGAGCCGUUGACCAUGGUUGCAACUGGCAGUUUGAGCAGUAAGAACCCGGCCUGCAUUUCGGAGUUGCUGGACCAUGGCUUCCACCAGGAGAGCCUGCUAAAUGAUUUUGACUACUGGGAUUACGUUGUUCCAGAACCGAACCUCAAUGAGGUGAUGUUUGAGGAGACAACUUGCCAGAGUUUGGCGAAAAUGCUGGAGAACUGUCUGUCCAAAUCAAAGCAGACCAAACUCGGUUGUUCGAAAGUCCUCGUCCCGGAGAAACUGACCCAGAGGAUUGCUCAGGAUGUCCUGCGGCUGUCCUCCACGGAGCCCUGCGGCCUGCGAGGUUGCAUCAUGCAUGUGAACUUGGAAAUCGAAAACGUAUGUAAAAAGCUGGAUAAGAUUGUGUGUGAUUCGAGCGUGGUGCCCACAUUUGAGCUGACGCUUGUGUUUAAGCAGGAGAACGGCUCAUGGACUAGCUUCAGGGACUUUUUCUUCAGCCGAGGUCGCUUCUCCUCUGGCCUCAAGCGAACUCUGAUCCUGAGCUCGGGAUUCCGACUCGUGAAGAAAAAGCUUUACUCCUUGAUUGGAACCACAGUCAUUGAAGAGUGCUGAAGAGCAGAGAUUUCAAAGGUCCUUUUUAUGAUUGGGUCCUUAACACUACGCAGCUGCUCCGAGAGAGUCAUUUUAGUCACCCUGCCUGCUCUCUACGUUUGAAACCCCAAACUGAGUCAUCUCCCUUCCAGGCUUCAUAUUUACGGCAACCCAACUAAAAGGCUGAGUUCAUGGCUUUUGAGAAAGGACCAGAGAAAGUGUACAAUUUUUUGCCUAUAUCACAUGUUUUUACAAAAUGGCAUGGACUAAAAGAAGCAGUCCACUUUAGUUUUCUAUUUGACCUUGCUUUUUCCAGGUAGUCUUGCUAAAUAGACGAUAAACCGAAUGUGCGUAAUUCGAUUUUCAUAUGGCUUUUUUUCUGUAUGUUUUAAGCAUAAUCCUUUCAAUCACAGAAACAUCAUGAUGCUUAGUCUGUCGAAACUUCCAGAAGCCCACACCGCUUUCCUGCCCCUACUGAAAUACGGGUUCCUAGACUGGAGGUUAGAACUUUGUGGGUGAAUGUAAUUAACACUUCACCCCAUGCAAGAGUGAUAUAUAAGAAAUGCCGGAACAAGAGCAGAACUACUUCUGUGUUUCUUUGCAUUUUCUCUGUGCUUCUGUUUUAGAGGUGGCAAAAGGCUGUAUUGGCCUCCAUGUAACCACAGUAUUGUUUAAAAUAACUUUACGGUACAUUCCAAGCUCCGUAAUUCUAGUUCUCAAAUACUGAAUGUUAUCUUUAAGCUAGAGGUGUGGAAAGGGUUGAACAGAUUUUUUUUUGCAUACAGUUAAUCACUCUUCCUUCCCCUGAGGGCAUUGGUGACUGUGUAAGGGGCUGGGAAGUGAGUUCUCAGAUCCACUUCCCUUCUCAUUCAUUUGAUAAUCUAGCUUCUUUUCAUUAGCACAGAUGCUUACCCUCAGAUGAAGCAUCUCACCCGGUCAGUGUUAUCUGGCUCUGACCUCUCCUGGGAACUGAGGUGUUUCUCCUUAACCUGAAUCUUCAAAGGAGAUCGUAGGUACAUGUUACCAUUUUCUUGAUCAACAUGGGCCUAUUUAUAAAGUCUUCUCUGGCUAAGAAUAGCUGGUGUACAGUACAGACCAGGGAAUGAAAAUCAUGGUCUAGAUAACCAGUUUUCUUCAGCCUUGGAGAUGUGUCCCUCGGGAACAAGAAAGGCCUGAUUUUUUUUCUU
Molecule: messenger RNA, 1956 nt
Organism: Enhydra lutris kenyoni (northern sea otter)
Lineage: Eukaryota; Metazoa; Chordata; Mammalia; Carnivora; Mustelidae
Product: DNA damage inducible transcript 4 like
Exons: 3
Coding region: 209-790 (193 amino acids)
Biological process (GO): negative regulation of signal transduction
Cellular component (GO): cytoplasm
Source: RefSeq, a predicted model, not a curated record